Messenger RNA from Pseudogymnoascus verrucosus, 2004 nucleotides. RefSeq lists its product as uncharacterized. NCBI's taxonomy places the organism in Eukaryota, Fungi, Ascomycota, Leotiomycetes, Thelebolales, Thelebolaceae. The transcript has 3 exons. Gene Ontology annotation, molecular function: syntaxin binding. Gene Ontology annotation, cellular component: GARP complex. The coding region runs from base 1 to 2004 and encodes 667 amino acids. The record is from RefSeq and is a predicted model, not a curated record. Gene Ontology annotation, biological process: Golgi to vacuole transport; endocytic recycling; retrograde transport, endosome to Golgi.
AUGUGGCUCGACAGGCUGUCUGGGACUUCCACUCCAGCACCUCGCCCCAACGCGUCCUCCACUCCCCAAUCGCGAUCGUACUCUCCCGCCCCAAGGAAAACGAGCCGCCUUCUACCCCAAACUGGGCCUCAACGUCCAAAUUUUUCUCCACGGUCUUCGUCUUUGUCUGCUGUUUCCAAUGAUUCUUCAACGUCAUUGCUAGGGAAUUCUCGGAAACCCACGGACAGCUCCAAUUCGAAUUUGAGAAACACAACUCUCACUUACUCGGAUCCAAUCCAGGUCCUUGACAAGCUUCUGGACAUUGACCUGGGAAGCUUGCCGGUCGCCCACAAGGAUGAAAUAUGGGACAACUAUGAAUUACUGGGCGAUGUUGACUUCACUGGGUUGGCACUGCAUGAAUUCGUUCAAGAGGACGACGUGAACAAGGCAGAAGUGUCAGAGGCAGCGACAGCUGCAAAAUAUGAGAUCGAUAAAGCUAGAUUCGAAGACCUCCAUCAAUCCAUCCGCGCGUGCAACGACAUUCUUAAUUCGGUUGAACUGAACUUGACAAGCUUUCAAAAUGACCUGGGUGACGUUUCUGCGGAGAUCGAAACAUUGCGAGCAAGGUCAACGACGCUAAGCUCCAGGCUCGAAAACCGAAAGGUUGUAGAACUUGGAUUAACACCAGUUGUUGAAGAUAUCACUGUUUCGCAAACCAUUGUGAAAACGAUAUCAGAAGGCGACAUUGAUGAGUCGUGGAUUGUUGCCCUGAAUGUGGUUGGAAAGUGGUCAAAGGCAUUAAACGCCAAGGCAAUUGAGGCACACAAUAUAAAGAGUGUUACUGAUUUGAAGCCCUUGCGUGACCAGCUUGUUAAUAUUGCCAUCGAAAGGAUCCGGGACUUCCUAGUCGCCCAGAUUAAGGCUCUACGAUCACCGAACAUAAACGCUCAGAUCGUUCAGCAACGUCACUUUAUCCGAUAUAAAGAUCUGUUUUCAUUUCUAUGGAAUCAUCAUCAGACCUUGGCCGAAGAGAUUGGUCAGGCUUACAUGAACACUAUGAGAUGGUACUAUUUGAAUCACUUUACUCGAUAUGAGAGGGCGCUCUCAAAAGUUAAAAUACAUGCAAUAGACAAGCAUGAUGUACUUGGGAAUGAAGACAGUCCACGCAAGAGCACGCUGCUUACCUCGUCAAAGGCAACUGGUCCGCCGCAUGAUGCCUUCAGCCUGGGACGACGCAACGACAUCCUCACGACAUCGAACCAAUCGGCUUUACCCAGCCAUUUAGCAGAAGAAGACACGGCAACUCAUUACCUCGAGUUCCCAUUUCGCAACUUCAACCUGGCUCUCAUUGACAACAUUUGUGCCGAGUACUCGUUUCUCACCACUUUUUUCUCGCCCUCUCUUUCAUUCCAAACCAUAGCGCGCUACUUCAACUACAUCUUCUCGCCCACAUUUGAACUUGGUCACACUUUGACGAAGAGCCUUGUUUCGGAGACUUUUGACUCGUUUGGCCUGUUACUGUGUGUGAGACUAAAUCAAAAAUUUAACUUCAAAUUACAGAGGCAUAAGAUACCCGUUGGAGACAACUACAUCAAUGGAACGAAUAUGCUUCUAUGGCCACGCUUCCAGGUCAUCAUGGACUUGCACUGCGAGUCGGUUCGGAAACUAACGGCUAACUUGCCCACGGCACCGCCAACGUCGAAAGCCGAGCUGGCUAAGCAGUCUGCUGCGCCUUCUUUCAUGGCACAACGUUUCGGGCAACUCAUCCAAGGAAUAUUGGAGCUGAGCAAGGAAACUGGUGAUGAUGAACCUGUAAGCACAAGCUUGGCAAGACUUCGAAGUGCUCUGGAAGCAUUUUUAGCCCGAGUGGCGAAAUCUAUUGAAGGGGAAAGAAAACGCGAGAGGUUUUUAGAAAAUAGCUUCUCCCUGAUUUUGACAAUUAUUGGAGAUGCACAGGGUAAGCUGGCUACUGAGCAAAUAUCCCAGAUCCAGGCAAUGAUGACUCCAUCGCAAGAUUCCAAAUGA